UAUUACUACACCUGAAAAAGUUGGACCACCAUUUCCAAUUUCCCUCCUUUCUUCUCCCCUCUCAAACACUAGUUUCUACUUGCUAAAACAGAAGUGAAUUAAGAGCGGAAGUAAAUCUGAUUAAAUGGUAUUUCUCUUUUUGGACUUCAAAAAUUUGUAUAUAAAGGGCUAUUAUAAUAUUCCUAACCAAAAACCAUUCUUAACACCAUCCUCUUCCCAUCUCAGUACCCAAAUUUCUUAAGUCUCUUUCUCUCGCUCUCUCUCCGCCAUGGCAGACAACACCCCAAUUGCACCAUCUGAUUCUUCAAUUCCCAACGAGUUCCUCAAAAUUACACUAAACCCAGAUGGCUCCUUCAAUCGGUACAACCAUACUCCAAACGUGCAACCCUCCGAUUCCGACUCAACCCUACUCACCCUCUCAAAAGACAUCCCUCUAAACCAUGCCAACAACACCUUCAUUCGCUUAUUCAUGCCUAAAAACAUCCCUCCAAACACUAAGCUCCCUCUUAUAAUCUUCUUCCAUGGCGGCGGCUUUGUCCUUUUCAGCGUUGCCUCGUUACCUUACCACGAAUCCUGCAUUCAAAUGGCCGCUCAGAUCUCAGCUCUCAUCCUGUCCGUUGAAUAUCGACUGGCCCCCGAACACCGCCUCCCUGCGGCGUACGAUGACGCCGUUGACUCCGUCAUGUGGGUCCGCAACCAGGCGAUGGACAUCGACGGCUGUGAUUCGUGGUUGAGGGAUCACGCGGACUUCUCCAAGUGUUUCUUGAUGGGGAGCAGUGCGGGCGGGAACAUGGUGUACCAUGCAGCCUUACGUGCGGUCGACGUGGACCUGUCUCCUCUGCAAAUCGCAGGGCUGAUAUUGAAUCAGCCUUACUUCGGUGGGGUCGAGAGGACGGAGUCAGAGAUGAGGUUCGUCAACGAUCGGAUUCUCCCGUUGCCCGCUAAUGAUCUGCUGUGGUCGCUUGCGCUGCCUGACGGAGCUGACCGUGAUCACGAGUAUUCCAAUCCAAUGGCGUGCGAGGGUGGAUCGUGUGGGGAGAAGAUCGGACGGCUACAGAGAUGCUUGGUGACGGGGUAUGGAGGGGACCCACUGCUGGAUAGGCAGAAGGAGGCGGUGAAGAUGCUGGAGUCACGUGGGGUGCACGUGGAGACACGCUUUGAUCAUGAUGGUUUUCACGCGGUGGAACUGUUUGACCCGGUUAGGGCCCGAGGUCUUUACGAGCGAUUCAAGGAGUUCAUUAGAGCUGCUUGCGGGAGCUGCAAUGUCAGUGGGGUUAAAGCCCAAUCAGCUAUAUAAAGAUUUUUAGUAUAUUUAUUUUGAAUUUAAUAUAAUUAUGAAUUUAACAGUUAAAAAAGUUUUUAAUUUUUAUAGUUGUGUACGUACCCUCAGCAUUUUGUUUUAUGAUAUCAGUCUUAUUUGGAAUGAAAAUAUGUUUUGUAGUUUUGUUUAAAACAAAUAUAUAAAAACGGCGUCGAAUUGAGAGGUGUGAUGGUAUUAGAUGGGCC
Molecule: messenger RNA, 1506 nt
Organism: Carica papaya (papaya)
Lineage: Eukaryota; Viridiplantae; Streptophyta; Magnoliopsida; Brassicales; Caricaceae
Product: alpha/beta-Hydrolases superfamily protein
Molecular function (GO): hydrolase activity
Source: RefSeq, a predicted model, not a curated record